CCACCCCCCGACAGCGAGGAGCAAGCGCGUCGACGCGAGCACCACACGGACCGACGGGCUUCUCAGCUGGCUAGCGAGCGGGAAGCGAGCGGGUCCGCUAGGAGCGUCGCCGUCUUUCCUCGGGGCAUUCGGUUGAAGGCGAGCACCAAACGGGAGCACACACUGCGAGCAAGUUGGCCGACGCGGCUCCCUCGAGCAGCACGCCGCCGCGAGAAGCUGGCCAACUUUCUCUGACGCGAAGCGGGGCCACUGCGCGUUUGUGGUUCCGAGGGCUGCCGGUUCGCUGGGCCCAGGAUGGGAAGACAGCGUGGAUUUCGCUCGCGAGACAUAUCUGCUAACUGAAGCGCUGCGCAACACAUCGAGCGUGCAGUGCACAUCGGCGACAUGUCUUCGUUGCCGUCCUCGUGUCAACACCACCAGCGGAGCCGUCAAUUGCGUACUGAAAGGCCGCUGGGCAUCGCCGGUCCGCGGCGCGCGCCCAAGCGUCCAGACGAGCCCGGAUGGCGACGCGUGGCUCGACGUCGCGAGCACUCGGAGCCCGUGAUGACUUCGCGCCUUCAAGGGAACACUACGCUGGUGAGACGCUGCCGUGACUUCUAUGCGCAGCGGCUUCGACAGUCCGAGCUGCUGAGGAAUAAGUGGGCAGCUGGUGCAGCGGUUGUGCCGCAGUCUCCUCCCGGAAGCGCAUCCCAAGCGGCAGCAGCGGCGCCUUCCGCGGACGACGACGCGACGGCUUCGUCGGACGGUGAAGCCACGUCCACUUGGCGUCGGUCCAGGUUCGACCUGGCUAUGGAUUCGCUGCGCAAGGAAAUCAGCUGCCUGAUGGAGCGGGACAACGCCCUGUUCGGCCAGCUGCUGGGCCUGCACCAGAGCAUCGCCGAGCUCAGGCUGGCACGCGAGGCGAGGCCAGCGACGCCGGUGGCGCCGACGAGCAACGGCGAGUGCUCCGCUGUGAAGCCACCCAGCAGGCCGGCCUCGCUCGAGUCGCUCGCCUCGUCGUCGUCUUCGUCCGAGCCGGGUGGCUGUCGACGGUGCACUGCCGCCGGUCAGCUAAGGCGACGACGGGCCCUGUCGCAGGCCUACGACUCGGGAGUGCAGUUGCACUACGGCUCGAGCCAUUCCGAGUCCGACCACGAGGUCUUCGUGUGACGGCGAGGCGAUCGACGAGGUGCCUGUGUGUCCGCUUUUAAGCCGGCGCGGUUCGUCGGAGGUGGAAAGCGAGCUGCGGUGCAUAUCUAACGAAUGACAAUAUUAUGCGGCUGCAGCUUCUUGGGAACCAUGGCUUGAAUUUGCCCGCCAGAAGUGCAUAUUUAGAGUGAACAGUGAAGUGAACAUUGCGUUAGCCUGGCUUGUUUGCUUUGCGGCGUGAGCUUCGAGAAGAAUAGACCAAUUGUGAUUUUUUUUCGUGUUUCCCUCGUGUGCCUUUUAUUUCUUUUCGUGCGAAAACAAUUGCGUUGUUAAGACAAGACUUUGGCGGCAAUUUUCCCAAAGUUGUGGAUCUCUAAUGUUGUUCGAGCCAGAACGACAGAACUGAGCGUGGCUAGAACAGAUUGUUAAAGUUUACUUUGUGAUGUAUUUUCAACGCUUCCCUAAACUACCACGUACGCGUCAUCAACAGUGGUCUAACAAGGGGUGUCUCAUAGGUUGGAGCGAACGUUUCGACAAGUCGGGACUACAAAACUAAGGCUACAAUCACUCUGGGUGUGACCACGAGGUGGUUGUUGAACCUGGCGACGAAACAGUGUUCCGAGCUGAGUAAAGUGGACGCCGGAAUUGCAAAAGAACGCUAAUUCCUUAAUUACACUGAACCUUUGCUGUGGACGAGAUAUGAACAGCUGCGUGCUUAGGUGGGCGGUUCCGCUUCUUAUAGCCAGAGAAAAAGGAAAACUGCUUUAUAGUUUGGUUCACUGUCUCCAUGUUUGCUGCUCUUUCUUUAAAAGGAAACUAUUCCAUGUGGUAAAUUUAUCCAAUGCAGGCGUUGAAGCCCUGGAUCCUUUUUAGAGCUAAAGGGUCCUGUCAUUUGACUGGACGUAGGUUUUGCCUUGUGACAUAUGUUCGCCGUCGUUAUGGUAUUGUCUGCGGAGAAGUGACUGAAAUUGUUAGCUGGUAUACUUUUACAGAGGAACGCGGUUCAGUGCAAUGCAUCACUGAUAUCGAUUGCCUUUUUUCAAAGUUAAUACUACACAAUAAAAUAGUGUUUUGUUUGAAA
This is a messenger RNA of Dermacentor silvarum, 2209 nucleotides long. RefSeq lists its product as uncharacterized. The transcript has 2 exons. The coding region runs from base 385 to 1149 and encodes 254 amino acids. Lineage: Eukaryota; Metazoa; Arthropoda; Arachnida; Ixodida; Ixodidae. The record is from RefSeq and is a predicted model, not a curated record.